AUGCUGGAAGACUGGUCCAACCGAGAUCUUAGUAGAGACGAAAAGACCGAGCUCGAAGGUAUCGCUAAUAUGCGGAGGUUGUCGAUUCUGGUCUUCGCCAAUGCAUCGGUGGAGGACACUGUGCACACGCUACCGGUGAAAGCCACGGAAGAGGGAGACGCCGGACACGAGGAGGCCACCGCCUUGCGCGCCUUCGCCAGCAGCGAAGGGUCGCUCAGCAAGCUCAACUUUCUGGGGGGGCUUGGUGGUGCUGACAAUAUCAGUGCUGCCUUGGUGGACGACAAUGACAAAAAGCUGAUGGUCAGAAUGGUAGCGAGAAAGGGAGAGUCGGUGCACGGUGCUUACCCUUCACACAUCAACCACGUCGUACACCUUCUUCAGUACACCUACCGACUAAAUCGCCCGAUCAGCUUACACGAGGGCUACCACCCGUUGUGCGCUGCCGAGCGCGAAGUUCUUCGCGAGCAUUUCGGCUGCUGGGAUGACAACGAAGACGACCAAGAUGACUACACCAUUUCACUGGUUUCCACCAACUUCUCGGGUGACAAGACGUUUGCGAUGCGCUUCUCGCUGGAAAGCAGUAACGAGGUUCUUCCUGUCAUGCCACCGACUAUGAUUGGGGUACUUUCGAGGGACCCUGACAAGUACGGAACGAAGCUCGAUACUAGCAGCUAUGUGGACACGUUUUCCAAGGUUGCAAAGGCAUUCGAUGUCCUAAAAAUUGUCAUGGACCAAAACGCCGUGGACAACCAAGGGGGCGGCGGUCAGACUGAUGCCGCAAUAGAGAGGAUGUAUGCCCAGAUAAAAUACCUUCUGCACGACAAGAGGCUUCAGGCGGGCGCUCUUGAGGGGAAGAUCAGCGGGUUGACUGGCGUUGCGACAAAGACGAAGAAGGGGAGGGUGCCGCUUGUGACGUUUUCGAACGAACACAACCUGCGCGCGUUGAAGCUUCUCUUCAAGGGACUGUACGUCAAUGGGAUGAAGCCCCUGAUGGAUGCAAUCGCCGAAAUCGACGCGACGUGUGCUGGCAAAGGCGGGUGGUGUUACGAUAUCCUGAGGGCCGCGGAAUUUCCUGCCACGAAUACCAAAAAGAAGGCCGUCGUCACGGUUGAACAACUGGAGGGCAAUGCGAAACAAAGGCUUCUGGUCAUGAAAAUGGUGGAAGCUUUGAAGGAAAAGGGUGUUACUCGCAAGCACUUUGAGCUAGCGAGCGUGUGUGCAUCCGUGCGUGACGUGUUCACAUCGUAUCCACUUCGGAACCAAGGUUUUUACUACCGUCGCGCGACGCACUUACAUGUCAAUGGUCAGAACGAGUCGAAGAACCCCGGUAGGGUGGUUGCCCGACUUCCGGGAAAGAGCAAGGUCAGCAAGCAUGGGAAUGGGAGUGGUGAUGGCGCAGCUCAAGAACAUGUGAUCGACGUCGAUACCGGGGAUUGGUACGCUAUACCGAAUGUCGUCGGACGUGCGUUCCACAGGAGCUUCUCUGGUGACAACAGCAUCGCCUCGCAAUUCAUCGGUCCGAUGGAUAAGAAAGGAAACGAUAUGAAACCGGAGAGGUUCAAGGGAAUAUUGAAGAAGAUCGGGCAAGCCUAUCUGAGCUCUGAAAACAUGAGCGUGACUUCCAUGCGGACGGUAGUUGUGACCCUCGUGAUGGCCGAGUGCACAGCGUUGGGGAUACGGAUGGACGAUCCAAUCAUCAAGGACUUUGCUUCCAGCAUCCUGUCGUCUACGAUGCAGAAGCACUACGAUGCUCACCGGGCUACGAUAAGGCAAAGUAGACGAGUCCAGAGAGGCUACGAGGGCACAAUUGACUUCAGCGGGGGGGCAUAUGGCGUGGUGGAGGGGUCGGAGAAGCGCCGACUUGAAAUGGAGAAGCACGAGAAAGGAAAAGGGGUGGUGUGCGCGAUCGAGAAAACAGAGGAAGACAACAGUGAUCUUCAGCUGCAGUUGAGGUGGUGCAAGCUACAGCUAAAGGAGCGCGAGUUACAAGUGAGGGAGCUCGAGCUACAGAUGAGGGAGCGCGAGUCGAAGAAGAACGAGAACCCGAACGUGAGGCCCGUGGGCACGCUUCAGAGCCAGGCCGAUGGAUCUACAGAUGACCACGACGCAGGCGUGCACCGAAAGACCCUGGCUAAGCAGGAUAUCAAGCCCGAGACUAAAGUAAAAAAGGGAGCACGCGAGGGAAUGCUUGCCUUACUGGAUGCGACCAAGACCGCGCACGCACGCGCCAGAGCAAGGGGCAGUGGUGACGUCUUGAAACACUUGGAUUCGCCUAGGUUUCGCAACGGCCAUUAA
This is a messenger RNA of Ectocarpus siliculosus, 2295 nucleotides long. NCBI's taxonomy places the organism in Eukaryota, Phaeophyceae, Ectocarpales, Ectocarpaceae. The record is from the annotation of a GenBank genome assembly.